Messenger RNA from Octopus bimaculoides (California two-spot octopus), 2298 nucleotides. RefSeq lists its product as uncharacterized. Lineage: Eukaryota; Metazoa; Mollusca; Cephalopoda; Octopoda; Octopodidae. Gene Ontology annotation, molecular function: protein binding. The record is from RefSeq and is a predicted model, not a curated record.
AGCAUCACCGUGCGACGCUGGUGUGGUCGGUGUAACAGCGAGGGAAUGGAAGGGGAGUGGAGACGUGAGAUAAGAUGAGAGGAUGAGGGAUAAGCUCCUCGCCGCCCCGUACCUUUAUAGCUGAAAACAAAUUUCAGUAAUAUCAGUAGUAGCAGUAGACAAGAGGGAAAAUCACACAUCUCCAAUCAAUGUGCACUCACUCGAUCAAACAAGCAGAUUCCUUCUUCUCUUCCUUCCCCACUCUCUCAUUUUCCGUGUUUGCUCAUCUUGCACUUCCUCUUUUCUCUCUCACUAUCUAUCUGUCUGUCUGUCUAUAGUCUAGCUCUCUCUCUUUCUCUCUCUCUCUCUCUCUCUCUCUCUUUCUCUCCGCUUGCUUUUACCUACCUUUUUAAUUCUAACACUUGCAUAAAUAGAAGAUACAAGCACGCGCAAUAGAGCUUGCAGUGUCGCUGUCUCCAACACGUAGGGAAGUGACAACAACAUCGUUAACAACAAUCACACAAAAAUAACACACACAUGCAAACUAAAGCAAAAAAUUAAAUAUAAUUAUAUUUGUAAAGCAAAAAAAAAAGGAAUGCAUUUUAAUCUUGUAGUUUCUGUUUAUCUUUUAUUUUUUUAAUCUCCAACUCCACUGUCACCACCAUUUCCACCCCAUCCAACUCCGUGUGAAUGCUAUAAACAGGAGGAUUCUGAGCGAACAAGUGGGAAUUACUGCUUUCCAAAACAAAAGACUGCAAAACAGCAUCCAGCACCAACAUCACUCUGAAGAGAUUUAGAAACAUUUGCUUGUUGAGAAACAGUGACUUCAUAAACCAUUCUUGACUGGAAGGAAGUGAUAUAAAGGUGCAUGACUAGAGAUACUGGGGUGAAUUAUUCCUAUACAGCAGUAGGAAGAGAAACAAAACAAAACCAAAACUAAGUCCUAACGGGGAAACUUAAGAAGUUGGAGAGAGUGGUGCUGCAUUCAGGUAAACAGGUAAAUAAGAAAGAUAAAACAGAAGAGUUGGUGAGUGUGAUGCAGAAUUGAUAAUUGAUAUCAAAGACAUUGGAAAUUAUUGAAAACGUGACCAUAUUAGUGCUGCACUUCCUAGACUGAUGGAACACACAUUUGGACUGAAGCUUUCCAGUCUGACAUGGCUAUUGGCUAUGCACAUUCAGGUGGUUGCUUCAGGUACCCAUGCAUAUCUUCAGGACAAGGAGUGUAAGUGCUGUGUUGGCCAGACAGGUCCGUCAGGAGUACCUGGAAUACCAGGUCUGCAAGGUGCUAUGGGAAUUGAAGGUCAAAAAGGAGAGAGAGGAGAACAUGGACCACAAGGCCCAUUUGGAUUAAAAGGUGAAAGUGGAGCAUUGGGACCAACAGGAGAGAAAGGAAGCCGUGGGAGGAAAGGACAAAAAGGAGAAAUCGGCACAAAUGGAGGUGAAGGAAUUAAAGGAGCUAUGGGACCCCGAGGAUAUCCAGGGUACAAGGGAGAUAGAGGGGAAAAGGGUCUUUCAAGUAAACCUAGUAAACGAAUUGCAUUUUCUGCCAGCAGAACAACCAAGCUGGGACGGGUUUUACAAGACACAAUAGUGACUUUCAACAACAUCUUUGUAAAUAUUGGUGACAAUUUUGACAUUUAUACAUCCCAUUUCGUCUGUCAGCUCAAUGGGACUUACCUUUUCACAGCACAUAUUAUGGGUCAAAAUAAAAUCGAUGCCUUUGCCUGGCUGAUGGUGAAUAACCAGCACCAGCUUCCACUGCAUGGAGAUGGCCGAGCAGGAUUUGGUUCAAGCAGCAACACCAUAAUUCUUAAUCUUAAUGUUGAUGACCAUGUCUGGAUUCAACUCAGUAAAGACUCAGCACUGCUCAACGAUUACUCAACAUUCUCAGGGUUCUUAAUCUUUGAGAAUUAAACAUGUACAAAUAUUAUCGUCAUGCCUGCAGUACUAAUAUGUGAGAAAUAGCCAAGUCUUUGACAGUUUAAAAAUGGUAGAUUCAUUAACAAUAGGGAAAAAGCCAACUUUAUCAAAUAAGAAAUAUCCAUACUUUCUUGGCAGAGUGACAUGAUAAUAUAGUUGGAAUUUCUAAGGAGAAAAUAUUCCAUAAGUCAAAAAGAUUUUUGAAGUAGGACUUAUUGUAUUUAGUCAACUUUUAUAAAUUUAUAAAAUAGAUAUUGCUGAUACAGGAUCAAAUAGAUUUUGUUAUUUAAAAACAAUCUAGUAAAAAAAUAAAAAAAGAUAAAAGCAGUCAAUCUUACAAUCACUUCAAGAAUAGGUAACAAGAAAUAAAUCUAUGGGUAAAAAAAAAACAACAAAAAA